Sesamum indicum (sesame) is the source of this 999-nucleotide messenger RNA. Lineage: Eukaryota; Viridiplantae; Streptophyta; Magnoliopsida; Lamiales; Pedaliaceae. The record is from RefSeq and is a predicted model, not a curated record.
AAUACAAGCAUUCUCUUCUUUUACUCACUUCAUUUCUCUCUUUUUCCUUCUUUGUUCACAGAUGCAAGAAGGGGUUUUCUUGGUCGUCUUUCUCUCUCGCAAGAACCACCGAUCCUCUCUUCCAGCCACUAUGGCAAUUGACCACCGCCGGCAACCAUCUUCUGACAUUCCGGCCACCGUUUGCUGUCCAACCCGUCAUCUUCCGACGACCCACGCCCCCCCACGUGCGUCUUCAGCCUGCUUUGCAAACCCCCUUUUUUUCUCCCAUUUGCUCACUUUCUCUCUGUCCUUCGCCGUCGCCGACGACCAGCGCCGACGUCGAACUGCCCUCACCCCCAUGAUUCUUUUCUAACCAUCCCUCGGUCUUCGACCAGUCCCCAUUUUUUUUCCUUUUGUCGAUCUAUACUCUUCUCUCCCCGAUCUACCAAUCUGCCGGUGCCGGUAUUUUUUCAAGUCCUCUCUCACAGCCAAUCAUUUCCCCCUUAUCAAGUUUCCGGAUUACCAGGCCCUCUCAAAAUGGGUUCCAUCUUUUAUGUUUCCUCACCGCGAUGGGGAGCGUAAUUUCAUUGAGAUGGGAAGCACCAGAGCCCUCAUCUGCGAUCCACACCCCAAGAAUACCGUCCCUUGCUGCAAAUGCUUAAACACAAAAGGGCGAACAAGGGCAAUCCAAACUAUUGAUCGAAGAAGAUCCAAGUUACUGGGCCUCUCAAAGGAAAUACAUUUCAAGAAAUUCAGCAGAACAGUUUGCUCAGCAGUUGAGGAUGUCGAAAUCAUUGGUGGCAGCUUAAAUGGAGCUGUCUCACCUGUUCGUGAUGGACUUGGCUUCUUAUUGAUAAACUUCACUGAUUUUCUUCUUGUCCCCCAAGACCAAUUUCCAGUGUUUCCUUAUGUUCUUUUUAACUUAUACAAGAGGAAAUGUUUAUUGCAUUAUGAUUUCUGAAGAUGCCUUGGAGACAAGCACAAGAGAACUAGGAAGCAAAUGAGGAAAAACAAUAUGGA